Brassicogethes aeneus is the source of this 544-nucleotide messenger RNA. Lineage: Eukaryota; Metazoa; Arthropoda; Insecta; Coleoptera; Nitidulidae. The record is from the annotation of a GenBank genome assembly.
CUGCCGGGUUCUGUCACUUUUGUUUACAGCACCUGUCAAGUGGCACUUGAUGAUUUUCCUGGGCCAAUAAUCAAUUCCCUCCCGGCAACCGCAACAUCCACAAACACAACAAAGCGGGCAAAGAUGGGCGAGAACAAAAUUGAAGUCGUCGAUUACGAGAAAAUGACGGAGUUUCAAGACAACGCCAACUACUUGAUCCUCGAUGUACGCGAUCCAGGCGAAAUCGAGUCGACCGGGAAAAUUCCCGGAAGCAUCAACAUUGCGCUGGGUACUUUGGAAAAUGCACUGUUAAUGAAUAACGAUAAUUUCGCUAAAGAUUAUGGCCGACCGAAACCGAAUGCCGGUUUUCCGCUGGUUUUUACUUGCCUGAAGGGGGGCAGAGCCACCAAAGCGGCUGAGAUCGCCUCCAGGCUGGGUUACGAGAAAGUCAAAGUUUACAAAGGAAGCUGGGAAGAGUGGUCCAAAAAACAGGGUUUAUAAGUGAAUUACUACUAUACUAUGUACUAUACAAUGAAAAUACUAUAAUAAAUAAUCUAAAAUUUAA